AUGGAUUUACCAGCACGUCAUAGCCGUAUCAACUUUUGCAAACCGCGACAUGCCGAUGCCAGCUUUCAAAAUGUUUCCCUCUCGCUUUCCUUACCUCCCACCUAUACACAUCCUAUCCACGUAAUUGAUACACCCAGCGCGACACCAGAUACAUCCUCCACACCCCCUCCAUCUUCUCUGUCGCUGACGAUGCGCCUCCCGUUCUUUGCCGCCCUCCUGGGCUUCGUCACCACCUCCCUCGCGCACAACAUCCAAUUGGGCGCGCAUCAACGAGAAUGCUUCCACGAGGUCCUGCAUAAGGAUGAUAAGAUGACAGUCACGUUUCAGGUUGGAGACAGAGAAUUUGGCGGUGCGGGGAAUCUGGAGAUUGACUUCUGGAUCGUCGGCCCAACGAACGAAUACGUAGCCAACCAAAAAGCCGUCUCCUCCGGCGAUUAUUCUUUCGACGCGAGGGACGAUGGCAAGCACUUAUACUGCUUCAGCAAUGAAGCUUGGUCUGCGAGCACAAAGGAGGUCAGCUUUAAUGUGCAUGGGAUUGUCUAUGUGCCCGAGAGCGAGGCGCCGAGCGAUCCGUUGGAGGCUGAAGUCAAACAACUCACCGAGCUCCUAAACCAAGUCAAAGACGAACAAUCCUACAUCGUUGUCCGCGAGCGAACACACCGCAAUACAGCCGAAAGUACAAACGGCAGGGUCAAGUGGUGGAGCAUAUUUCAGCUGGGAGUUUUGAUUGGGGAGGGCAUAUUUCAAGUCUGGUGGCUCAAGAGGUUCUUUGAGGUCAAGAGGGUUGUAUAA
Molecule: messenger RNA, 792 nt
Organism: Letharia columbiana
Lineage: Eukaryota; Fungi; Ascomycota; Lecanoromycetes; Lecanorales; Parmeliaceae
Exons: 4
Coding region: 1-792 (263 amino acids)
Biological process (GO): Golgi organization; protein retention in ER lumen; intracellular protein transport
Cellular component (GO): COPII-coated ER to Golgi transport vesicle; endoplasmic reticulum-Golgi intermediate compartment; endoplasmic reticulum
Source: RefSeq, a predicted model, not a curated record